Chaetura pelagica (chimney swift) is the source of this 1740-nucleotide messenger RNA. It is a transcript of the gene PGM5, whose product is annotated as phosphoglucomutase 5. Gene Ontology annotation, molecular function: phosphoglucomutase activity. Gene Ontology annotation, cellular component: cell-substrate junction; adherens junction; cytosol. Gene Ontology annotation, biological process: myofibril assembly; striated muscle tissue development; carbohydrate metabolic process. The transcript has 11 exons. Bases 1 to 1503 code for a protein of 500 amino acids. The record is from RefSeq and is a predicted model, not a curated record. NCBI's taxonomy places the organism in Eukaryota, Metazoa, Chordata, Aves, Apodiformes, Apodidae.
AUGGCUGUGCUUGCUUGCUUUACUACCAGUGCACACACGCCAUUGGGGUUAAAUGUGCCGAUUGGCAGAUUGGUUAUUGGACAAAAUGGUAUCUUAUCCACACCUGCUGUUUCAUGUAUCAUCCGAAAGAUCAAAGCAGCUGGAGGAAUUAUUCUAACAGCUAGCCACAGUCCUGGGGGACCUGGAGGGGAGUUCGGGGUCAAGUUUGAGGUUGCCAAUGGAGGACCUGCUCCAGAUAUAGUUUCAGAAAAAAUCUAUCAAAUCAGCAAAACCUUGGAGGAAUACGCCAUUUGUCCUGACCUCAGAGUUGAUUUAUCACGCCUAGGAAGACAAGAAUUUGAUCUGGAGAAUAAAUUCAAACCUUUCCGAGUGGAAAUUGUGGAUUCUGUGGAUAUCUACCUCAAUCUCCUUCGAAGUAUCUUUGACUUCAAUGCGAUCAGAAAUUUACUGACCGGACCCAACCAGAUUAAAAUAAGGAUUGAUGCCAUGAAUGGAGUUAUGGGACCUUAUGUGAGAAGAAUCCUGUGUGAUGAAUUGGGAGCUCCUGCAAAUUCUGCUAUAAACUGUAUUCCUCUGGAAGAUUUUGGUGGACAUCCCCCUGAUCCCAAUUUAACUUAUGCAACUGCCUUGCUGGAGGCUAUGAGAGGUGGAGAGUAUGGGUUUGGAGCUGCUUUUGAUGCUGAUGGAGACCGCUACAUGAUUCUUGGCCAAAACGGUUUCUUUGUUAACGCAUCGGAUUCACUGGCGAUAAUUGCUGCCCAUCUGUCUUGCAUUCCUUACUUCUGUCAGAUGGGUGUCCGGGGAUUCGGCAGGAGCAUGCCUACCAGCACAGCCCUGGACAAAGUGGCAAAAGUAAUGAAGAUUCCUGUGUAUGAAACUCCAACAGGAUGGAGAUAUUUUUCCAGUCUCAUGGACUCUGGACGUUGCUCGCUUUGUGGAGAGGAAAGCUUUGGCACUGGAUCUGAUCACCUUCGAGAGAAAGAUGGACUGUGGGCUGUGCUAGUUUGGCUUUCCAUCCUAGCAGCUCGAAAACAGAGUGUGGAAGAGAUUGUUAGGGAUCACUGGGCAAAAUUUGGCCGGCACUACUACUGCAGGUUUGAUUAUGAAGCACUGGAACCCAGAACAGCGUAUUUCAUAAUGAGAGACCUGGAAGCUUUGAUCACUGACAAAUCGUUCAGCCAUCAGCAGUUUGCUGUGGGUAGCAAUAUCUACAGUGUGGAAAGAACAGACAGCUUUGAGUACAUAGAUCCUGUGGAUGGCACAGUGACCAAAAGACAGGGGCUGCGGAUUAUUUUUUCAGAUGCUUCCAGGCUCAUCUUCAGAAUGAGUGCUUCUAGCCAUGUGAGAGCAACUCUCCGGAUCUAUGCAGAGAGUUAUGAGAAGGAUCCUAGCCAGCACAAUAAGGAACCGCAGGCUGUGCUGAGUCCUCUUAUAGCAAUCGCACUGAAAAUAUCUCAGAUUCAUGAGAGGACAGGGCGAAAGGGACCCACUGUCAUCACCUGAAGCCGUGGAAGAUUGUUAAACCAGGGCCAAAAAAGGAGCAGCAAGGAAAAGACAGGGCCUUGCUGAAACAUGUUAACCAUUUGUGCCUUGUAGGAUUUAAAAAGUUUUCUUGGGGAUAGAGGUAGCGUGGGAAGAAAAAUUCAAUAUAAUAUUGAGCAUAUUCAUUUGCAUUGGUCUCCAAAUACAAUACUGUAUUGAGUUCUUUGUUUUACCUGCCAUAUUUUAAUUUCAGAUAAC